AAACACUCCUCCUCCCCUCAUCAACCUUCCUCCACCACCCUGAACAACUCCAGAUUUCCCUCUCGAGUCAAUCAGUGUGACGAGUUGCAAUUCAUCCCGUUGCAACAUCUGCACUGAUCUGCACAAGCAACACCAUCCUCCCUCUUCGCCAUCAACCCCGCCAUCUCCAGCAGGACCACCAGGUCACGUCGCCAUCAUGUACGUGUACAAACGCGAUGGACGUAAGGAGCGCGUUCAAUUUGACAAGAUCACUGCUCGAGUCUCGCGUCUGUGUUAUGGCCUCGAUGCCGAACAUGUCGAUGCAGCAGCAAUCACACAAAAGGUCAUCUCAGGUGUCUACCAAGGUGUCACAACCAUCGAGCUUGACAAUCUUGCCGCCGAGACUGCCGCAUACAUGACUGUUACCCACCCCGACUACGCCAUACUUGCUGCGCGAAUUGCAGUUUCCAACCUCCACAAGCAGACAAAGAAGCAAUUCUCCACAGUUGUCUCUGACCUGUACCACUACACCAACCCCCGAAAUGGCAAGCUCUCGCCCAUGAUCAGCCAGAAGAUGUACGAAUGCGUGAUGAAGCACGAAGCCGAGCUCAACUCUGCUAUCGUCUACGACCGCGAUUUCAACUACCAAUACUUCGGAUUCAAGACACUCGAGCGAUCAUAUCUCCUCCGCCUUGAUGGCAAGAUUGUCGAGCGUCCACAACACAUGAUCAUGCGGGUAGCGGUUGGCAUUCACGGCGAGGAUAUUGAGGCUGCAAUUGAGACAUAUAACUUGAUGUCGAGCAAAUGCUUCACCCAUGCCUCCCCAACACUCUUUGCUGCUGGUACACCACAGGCGCAAUUGUCUUCCUGCUUCUUGAUUGACAUGAAGGAGGAUAGCAUCGACGGUAUCUACGAUACGUUGAAGACAUGUGCCAUGAUCUCAAAGAAUGCGGGCGGCAUUGGUCUCAACAUCCACAGAAUCCGAGCUACUGGAGCUUACAUUGCUGGCACAAAUGGAAACUCCAACGGCAUUGUUCCCAUGCUCCGAGUCUUCAACAACACUGCGAGAUAUGUUGAUCAAGGAGGAAACAAGCGUCCUGGUGCUUUUGCUAUCUAUCUUGAGCCAUGGCAUGCGGAUGUUUUCGAAUACCUUGAUCUGCGAAAGAACCACGGCAAGGAAGAAGUUCGCGCUCGUGAUCUCUUCUAUGCUCUCUGGAUCCCUGAUCUCUUCAUGAAGCGUGUUGAGAAGAAUGCUGAGUGGACUCUGAUGUGCCCCAACGAGUGCCCUGGCUUGGCUGAUGUCUAUGGCGAUGAGUUCGAGGCGCUCUACGAGAAAUAUGAGCGUGAAGGCAAAGGUCGCAAGACCAUCAAGGCCCAAAAGCUUUGGUACUCCAUCCUCGAGGCUCAAACUGAGACUGGAAACCCGUUCAUGCUCUACAAGGAUGCCUGCAACAGAAAGAGCAACCAGAAGAACCUCGGUACAAUCCGAAGCUCCAACUUAUGCACCGAGAUCGUCGAGUACUGCGCACCAGACGAGGUUGCCGUGUGCAACUUGGCCUCCCUCGCCCUCCCAACCUACGUCAACACGAACGAUGGCACUUACGAUUUCCAGAGACUCCACGAUGUCUGCCAAGUUGUCGUCAAGAACCUGAACAAGAUCAUUGAUGUCAACUACUACCCUGUUCCCGAGGCACGAAAGAGCAAUUUCCGUCACAGACCCAUCGCUGUUGGUGUUCAAGGUCUUGCCGAUGCUUUCUUGGCUCUCCGUCUGCCUUUUGACUCACCCGAGGCCAAGCACCUCAACAUUCAGAUCUUCGAAACAAUCUACCACGCUGCUCUCACUGCUUCCGUUGAGCUGGCCAAGAUCCACGGUCCCUAUGAGACAUAUGAAGGCUCCCCAGCAUCCAAGGGUGAGCUUCAGUAUGACAUGUGGGGCGUAACACCAACUGAUCUUUGGGAUUGGGAUAGCUUGAAGCAACAAAUCAAGCAACACGGGAUCCGCAACUCUCUUUUGGUUGCUCCUAUGCCAACAGCCAGCACUUCUCAGAUUCUCGGCUUCAACGAGUGCUUUGAACCAUAUACCUCCAACAUCUACUCUCGUCGUGUACUCGCUGGAGAAUUCCAAGUCGUCAACCCAUGGCUCUUGAAGGAUCUUGUUGACAUGGGCCUCUGGUCCGACAACAUGAAGAACCGAAUCAUCGCUGAUGGUGGUUCAAUCCAGAACAUCCCUAACAUUCCAGCAGACAUCAAGGCUCUGUACAAGACUGUCUGGGAAAUCUCACAACGUACCAUUGUUCAGAUGGCUGCCGAUCGUGGUGCAUAUAUCGAUCAGUCACAAUCGAUGAACAUUCACAUGAAGGACCCCACAAUGGGCAAGAUCACCAGCAUGCACUUUGCAGGCUGGAAGCUUGGUCUGAAGACUGGCAUGUACUAUCUCCGUACCAUGGCUGCUUCAGCUCCUAUCCAGUUCACCGUUGAUCAAGAAGCUCUUCUUGUCGCAGACACCAACGUUGCUCGUGAGCGACCAGCCAAGAAAAGACCUUCCACCGGAUACAUCACUCAAUCACCUGGUCCUCAGCCAAUGUAUGCCAAGAGAUCAAACGCUUCGAGCGGUACCCCAAACGGGAUCCCGACGCCGACGGCAACCCCACCUCUGACGUCUGAGAACAAGAAGUUCGAUGCUGCAGCAGUCGUGACGGCACCUGUCUUCAAGGCUGAUGUGUCUGAGGGAGACAGCCCCAAGUCUCUGGCCACUGAGCCAACCGCAAUUCUGUCCAAGGUCAACCUCCCUGAGCCAGCUCUGGAGAACAAGAAGCAGGAUGAAGACAGUAAGAAAGAGAGUGACGAGCGAGAAAACGAUAUCUAUGCUGAGGCUGUAUUGCAAUGCAGCAUCGAUAAUAGAGAGGAGUGUAUGAUGUGCAGCGGAUAGACGAGAGUUUGAUGAAGGAUACACGGUUGCAUGGCUCACGCUUUUCAUUUCCUUCCUUACUGUUUGAUUAUAGCGCCUUGUUUUGUAUCGUGUUUUGCAUUGUGGGAUUCAGGAUGGAUUGAUGGAUUCAUAAUAUGCUUUCUUGCAUUGAUGCUUGGACGAAAGAAAGACCGAAAGGAAGUACUUAUUGUAUGUUAUGUUGAAUAAAUGGAUAGACACCCUUUUCCUGUACUUGGAUCUUCGGUGUAAUACGUACAGCAUUGCAUGGCUUGGGCCUUACCUGCAGCAGG
Hyaloscypha bicolor E is the source of this 3198-nucleotide messenger RNA. RefSeq lists its product as uncharacterized. NCBI's taxonomy places the organism in Eukaryota, Fungi, Ascomycota, Leotiomycetes, Helotiales, Hyaloscyphaceae. The transcript has 4 exons. Gene Ontology annotation, molecular function: ribonucleoside-diphosphate reductase activity, thioredoxin disulfide as acceptor; ATP binding. The record is from RefSeq and is a predicted model, not a curated record. Gene Ontology annotation, cellular component: ribonucleoside-diphosphate reductase complex. Bases 197 to 2908 code for a protein of 903 amino acids. Gene Ontology annotation, biological process: deoxyribonucleotide biosynthetic process; DNA replication.